AUUUCAAACAGUACCUUUUUCAGUCAGUCGCUUCCCCCGCUCCUCUCCGCUCUCUCCCCCACCUACACAUAUUUCAACACUCUCUCUCUCUCUGGAGCGUUCUCUUCUCUCCUUGAGCUUCUCUUACCGCCAUUAGAGCUCCUUCACAAACUCAUAAACCUAUUUGUUGAGCCAGGCUUGGCUUAACCACUGGCCUUUUUCCAGACUAAAUUAUGUAUUGCUCUUCUUCGAUGCAUCCAAAUGCAAACAAAGAAAAUAUCUCUACUUCAGAUGUACAGGAGAGUUUUGUACGAAUAACGAGAUCACGAGCUAAAAAAGCCAUGGGAAGAGGAGUAUCAAUACCUCCAACAAAACCUUCUUUUAAACAGCAAAAGAGACGUGCAGUACUUAAGGAUGUGAGUAAUACCUCUGCAGAUAUUAUUUAUUCAGAACUUCGAAAGGGAGGCAACAUCAAGGCAAACAGAAAAUGUCUAAAAGAGCCUAAAAAAGCAGCAAAGGAAGGUGCUAACAGUGCCAUGGAUAUUCUGGUAGAUAUGCAUACAGAAAAAUCAAAAUUAGCAGAAGAUUUGUCCAAGAUCAGGAUGGCUGAAGCCCAAGAUGUCUCUCUUUCAAACUUUAAAGAUGAAGAAAUUACUGAGCAACAAGAAGAUGGAUCAGGUGUCAUGGAGUUACUUCAAGUUGUAGAUAUUGAUUCCAACGUCGAAGAUCCACAGUGUUGCAGCUUGUAUGCUGCUGAUAUAUAUGACAACAUACAUGUUGCAGAGCUUCAACAACGACCCUUGGCUAAUUAUAUGGAGCUUGUGCAGCGAGAUAUCGACCCAGACAUGAGAAAGAUUCUGAUUGACUGGCUUGUAGAAGUUUCUGACGACUACAAGCUGGUUCCAGAUACGCUUUACCUUACAGUGAAUCUUAUCGACCGGUUUCUGUCCAACAGUUACAUUGAAAGGCAAAGACUCCAGCUCCUUGGUGUCUCUUGCAUGCUUAUAGCUUCAAAAUAUGAAGAGCUUUCCGCACCAGGGGUGGAGGAGUUUUGCUUCAUUACGGCCAACACAUACACAAGACCAGAAGUGCUGAGCAUGGAGAUUCAAAUUCUAAAUUUUGUGCACUUUAGAUUAUCGGUUCCUACCACCAAAACAUUUCUGAGGCGGUUCAUUAAAGCAGCUCAAGCUUCGUACAAGGUGCCUUUCAUUGAACUGGAGUAUUUAGCAAACUAUCUCGCCGAAUUGACACUGGUGGAAUAUAGUUUCCUAAGGUUCCUGCCAUCACUAAUUGCUGCUUCAGCUGUUUUCCUAGCCCGAUGGACACUCGACCAAACUGACCAUCCUUGGGUCAGCUCAUGUUUCUUGAAUCUUGAAAAAGGUUGUUUUUGUGUUUGCCUCUUUUUUGUGCUGAUAAAAAGAAUGAUGUUUGGUUAUAGAACCCUACUCUGCAACACUACACCAGAUAUGAGGUAGCUGAGCUGAAGAACACAGUUCUCGCCAUGGAGGACUUGCAGCUCAACACCAGUGGCUGUACUCUCGCUGCCACCCGUGAGAAAUACAACCAACCAAAGUUUAAGAGCGUGGCAAAGCUGACAUCUCCCAAACGAGUCACAUCACUAUUCUCAAGAUGACACCAAGCAACAUCGAAAACAGAGCCCAAGUCAGGUGAUCAAAAUACCUAUUUUCAGACAUUGGAUGUUAUGUCGUCUCUUUGCCAGUUUUGUCUGUCUGUAAUUCUGUAGCUAUUGUGUGGCGCCUUAAUUGUAGGCCAUUACUUGUCACACCACUUAGCUUUAAAUAAAUGUUAUGGAAUUUUUCUAAUCGCAUUGCUACAACUAUUUACUAUCCUGCGGGAUUUUGUACCUAGGAGCACUUGGAAAACGAAUACAAAAGUGUUAAUUAAUAUAAAUUUCACUGUUCAUGGCUGG
Messenger RNA from Arabidopsis thaliana (thale cress), 1909 nucleotides. RefSeq names its product mitotic-like cyclin 3B from Arabidopsi (gene CYC3B). Gene Ontology annotation, molecular function: cyclin-dependent protein serine/threonine kinase regulator activity. Gene Ontology annotation, biological process: mitotic cell cycle phase transition. The coding region runs from base 213 to 1454 and encodes 413 amino acids. The transcript has 12 exons. The record is from RefSeq and is marked reviewed. NCBI's taxonomy places the organism in Eukaryota, Viridiplantae, Streptophyta, Magnoliopsida, Brassicales, Brassicaceae.